Molecule: messenger RNA, 2021 nt
Organism: Cucumis melo (muskmelon)
Lineage: Eukaryota; Viridiplantae; Streptophyta; Magnoliopsida; Cucurbitales; Cucurbitaceae
Product: protein indeterminate-domain 7
Exons: 4
Coding region: 103-1701 (532 amino acids)
Cellular component (GO): nucleus
Molecular function (GO): DNA-binding transcription factor activity
Source: RefSeq, a predicted model, not a curated record
CUAUAUAUAUAUAUAUAUAUAUAUACACACACAUAUAUAUCGUCUGUCUUUUACACUGUUUUCUUUUCACUACAUAAUAAUACUUCGUUUUAAUUUCAAGGGAUGAUUAAAAGUUUGUUGUUUCAACAUCAAUCUCAAGCUAUGGAGGAAAAUUUGUCAAAUUUAACUUCAGCUUCUGGUGAAGCUAGUGCCUGCUCCGGCAACCAUUCCGAUCAGAUUCCGACCAACUAUUCCGGGCAGUUCUUUUCCACCCCACCGCCACCUAAAAAGAAGAGAAACCUCCCCGGAAAUCCAGACCCAGAUGCGGAAGUGAUAGCUUUGUCGCCGAAGACGCUUAUGGCCACGAAUAGAUUUGUAUGCGAGAUCUGUAGUAAAGGGUUUCAGAGAGAUCAGAAUCUUCAACUUCAUAGAAGAGGGCACAAUCUUCCAUGGAAAUUAAAGCAAAGGGCAAACAAAGAAGUAAUAAGGAAGAAAGUUUAUGUGUGUCCGGAAACAAGUUGUGUUCAUCAUGAUCCAUCAAGAGCAUUAGGAGACUUGACAGGAAUCAAGAAGCACUUUUGUAGAAAACAUGGUGAGAAGAAAUGGAAAUGUGAUAAGUGUUCUAAGAGGUAUGCAGUUCAAUCAGAUUGGAAAGCUCAUUCCAAGACUUGUGGCACCAGAGAGUAUAGAUGUGACUGUGGAACCCUUUUCUCAAGGAGGGAUAGUUUCAUCACCCACAGAGCUUUUUGUGAUGCAUUAGCUGAGGAAAGUGCAAGAGCCAUUACAUCAAACCCCCCAAUUCUAAUAACAAAUAAUAAUAAUAAUUAUAAUCAAAACCACCUUCUUCCUCCACUUUCUUCCAUGGCCACUCCCAAUAUUCAUUCUCAAUUAAACUUCCAAAUUACACAACAAACUCAUUUCAAUAAUCCUCCCUUCUUAGAUAAUACCUCAUUUAAUAAUAAUUCUCUAAAAAAAGAACAUCGUCAAUUACAAAAUAAUAAUGAUGACAAUAAUAAUAAUAUACCCCCAUGGUUAACCUUUCCCAUUAAUAAUAAUUCAACCUCAAAUGAUCAUAAUCAUCAUCAAAUUAUAAACCCUAAUCAUAAUAAUCGUAUUAAUCUUGGUCCCACUUCUCUUCAUCUAAUACAAAGUGCUUCCCCUUCGUCGCCACAUAUGUCAGCCACAGCACUUCUUCAGAAAGCAGCUCAAAUGGGAUCUACCAUGAGCAGCAACAGCAAUAAUAAUAAUAAUAAUAAUAAUAAUAAUAAUAAUGCUGAGCCACCGCACACAAUCAUUCCCCAUACAAAUUGUAAUUUUGGCCUUAACUUAUCAUCCACCACCACCACCACCACCACCUCCUCCUCCUCACGUGACAUUCAUCAGAAUCACAUUUUGGAAGAAGCUGCAGCAGGGCUUUCUCAUGCACUGCCAUUCUACAGGAACAAAAUUGCUAAUUUUGAAGGAGCUGGGGAUUCUUUUGAAUUAGACCAAUUUGGAGGGGUUUUUAAGAAAAAUAAUGAUCAUCAUCAUCAUCAAGCUGCAGCAGCUGGGCUAAGUACAAGAGAUUUCUUGGGGUUGAGAGCUAUCUCUCAUACUGAAUUCUUGAGUAAUAUUGCAGCUGCUGGUAAUUUUAGUCAUUGCAUUAAUAAUACUCAUAAUGUUGGUGCUGCUCAGAAUCCUCAAACUACUCAAAUUCAAAAUCAAUCCACUUGGCAAGGUUAGAACACCAAAAUUUCAGGUUUUUUUUCUGUCCCUUUUUGGUUUAGAUUAUAUAUUAAAUAUAUAUAUAUAUAUAUAUAUAUAUAUAUAUAUAUAUAUAUAUAUAUAUAUAUAUAUAUAUAUUUGAAUUUUUGUUGUUUUUUUUACAAAGGGGUCUUUUUUUUUCCCUAAGGGGGAAGGACCACCAUUUUCUUGAAUUAGGAAUUUUGGAUCAUAAUAUUCUAUAUGUUUUUGUAUUUAUGGAUAUAUAUAAUUUCAGUGUAUAAUUAAUACUUAGUGGAUUAUUAUUUCUUGGUAUGAAUGAAAUUGUAAAGUUAAAUCCA